Penicillium cinerascens is the source of this 2166-nucleotide messenger RNA. RefSeq names its product WD40 repeat domain-containing protein. Gene Ontology annotation, cellular component: nucleus. The record is from RefSeq and is a predicted model, not a curated record. Gene Ontology annotation, biological process: proteasome-mediated ubiquitin-dependent protein catabolic process. Gene Ontology annotation, molecular function: protein-macromolecule adaptor activity; protein binding. The transcript has 3 exons. The coding region runs from base 1 to 2166 and encodes 721 amino acids. Lineage: Eukaryota; Fungi; Ascomycota; Eurotiomycetes; Eurotiales; Aspergillaceae.
AUGGACCGUGUUUCUGGUCUCCCUGAGCCGCCUCGAUCAGAACCUAUCCUGCCUCUCUCGUCCCAGGAAAUUCCCUCCUCCCCGCCUUCUGUAGCCUCCGAAGCUGGUGGUGGACGACGACCUAGAAAACCACCAACGGUCACUCCUCGAUCCUUCAGGCGUUUCUUUACCCCCAGGUCUCUGUUAAAUAGCGGCAAUGCCAGCAGCGUGAAGACCAGUCGCCAGGCCUUGAGGGCACUGACCUCGCCAGCUGUCAACCGUCUAGGGCCCGCAUUUACAAGAUCGUCCAAAGCUGGCAGCCCCAGGAGCCCUCACGAUGGCUUACCGGAGGAUUUCAUUCGGACUCCCAGCAGGAAAAGAAAGCAUUCGUUCUCUUCGGUGGUCUCCCCAUUGCAGUCGUCGCCUUUGAAAAAGGUUCGUGUGCGAUCACCGGUGGGUGACGAUGUGGAGCAGAGGGUUACCAUUCGCGAUAUCGAUUUGACCUCCAUCCGAGGACGUUUUAGUGAACCAACGCCACCCAGCCCGCCUAAGCGCCGACCGGUCUCCCCAGUCAGCCGCUCUCGGGCUUUGCAAACGUCUGGUUCAUUGUUUAUGCGAACAGUACAAGGCUCACGUGCGAACCGGUUGACCAUUCGGUCUACUGCUGGAGCUGGCUGGCAAGAUCUCACAUCCGACUUCCAUUCGCGACCGGAAGACCGUCACUCAUGUGCUAGCUAUGCUACGGAGGGACAGAUGGCACUCCCGUUCUGCAAUGCUUCCUGCAAUACCAAUUCACUCGUGGCAGUCGGUGAUGAAGAGGGAGGGAUUCGUCUGUUGGAUUCUUCCAAAGAGGAUGAACGCGGCUUCUCCAGUGCAUAUCUCGGUUUUCGUCCUCACAUGAACUCGAUUAUGGACCUCGAGUUCUCGUCCGACGAUAUGCUUCUGGCCACGGCCUCUGGCGAUCAAACAUCCAUGAUCAUUGACAUGACCACGCAACGACCUGUUCACUGCUUGUCUAACCAUGUCUCAUCAGUAAAGCGCGUCCAGUUCCAGCCAGGUUCGAACAACAAGGUCCUCGCAACGUGUAGUCGGGACGGCAAUGUCAACAUUUGGGAUCUUCGCUGCAAAGGAUUCGAACGUCCUGCUCUGCAAGUCAGAUGCUCGCUAGAAUCUGAGGGCGAAACCCCUGCCAGUCUCGCGCCUCCAAAGAUGACAUAUCCUCACGUUCUCAACACCAUUCAUGGUGCUCAUGCAUUUUCUACACCGCAAAAAGCUGUUAUGGAUAAAGCGGACGCUCCUCCGUUCGGUCGUUCCGAUAUCACUGUCACCUCUCUUGCCUUUCUUCCUCCGGGCCAAGAGAACCUCUUCGUCACAGCCUCAGAGGCCAGCGCCAGUGUUCGCCUCUGGGAUUUGCGCACGGCGCACAACAACCGUCGUGGCCGACCCGUUCUCCCACUGUCUACCACAAGGGAGCCCGACAGCCACGUCAAAUAUCGGCGGUUUGGUCUGACUUCCAUGGCUGUUGGUGGUGACGGUGCAAGAUUGUACACUCUUUGCCGAGAUGGUACUGUAUACGCAUACUCAACCGCGCAUCUGGUGCUCGGACACGCGCCUGAACUUUCUCAGAACCACGACCGUCCACGGCGCUCGGGUGGUUCCGAUAAGGAGGGUCUGGGGCCUCUGUACGGGUUCCGUCACCCGCGGCUCCAAGUGUCCUCAUUCUACGUCAAACUUGCACUUCGCAAAGCAGUCAACGAUCGCGCGGAGAUGCUAGCAGUGGGCAGCAGUGACCACUGCCCUAUACUCUUCCCUACCGAUGAACGAUUCUUGCAACCCCCUGUGAAAACAGUGUCCGAUGAUCUCCCCGUUACCCGAACUUCUCUUUUCACCACCCGGUCAGGACUCCGCCGCACAAACUCCGGCAUUGGCCUAUCCGGCCGCCUGGAGGACACGAUCCCGAUCCACCAGUCCGGCACCCCCCUCAUUGAAGGCCACCAGAAAGAAGUGACCGGGAUGUCUUGGACGGUUGAUGGUGAACUGAUCACAGUCAGCGAUGACUAUAGCGCUCGGUGCUGGCGUGAAGGCCCCGAAGCGCGCGAUCUCCGAAGAAACGGCCAUAACGAAGGUCGAGGCUGGCAGUGUGGCUGGGCUGCAGCGAAAGACCCCUAUGACGACGAAGAUGAAUGA